Molecule: messenger RNA, 1008 nt
Organism: Pyrenophora tritici-repentis Pt-1C-BFP
Lineage: Eukaryota; Fungi; Ascomycota; Dothideomycetes; Pleosporales; Pleosporaceae
Product: HVSL domain containing protein
Biological process (GO): U6 snRNA 3'-end processing
Cellular component (GO): nucleus
Molecular function (GO): 3'-5'-RNA exonuclease activity
Source: RefSeq, a predicted model, not a curated record
AUGCCCCUGGUGGAUUAUCCAGAUUCAGGCUCCGAUGAUGAUGGUGGUGGUGUUGAUAGCAACUCUGUGCCCGCUGCCCAGUCGGCCCAAGCCCUGAAGCGCAAGCACAGCCACUCUGCAAACGCCAUUGCUGCCCUGCCACCGCUCCCAUCUGCAUUCCACGACCUGUACGCGUCCAACGCGCGCAUCAGCACUAGCGAUAAUCCAAGCCUACACGGCGGCCGCAAACGGGCUGUACCUCACGUCGAGGGCAAUUGGCCCAGUCAUGUUUAUUUAGAGUGGAUACCUACACAGACUGAAUCUGAUUCUCUACACCGUCUAAUUCAGCACGUGAGAGAUUCACUUGAGCUCCAAAACGCAAAGCGUCUGAAGAAACUACCUAUACCAGACAUUGUAUCGUCUUUGCAGUCGGAGCUAGGCGCACCACUACCUCUCCAUGUAUCACUCUCGCGCACACUGCAAAUCAAGGCCGAAGACAGAGAAACAUUUCUAGAAACGCUAAGGUUGUCACUGCGACGAUCAACAGUAUGCAGCUUUGUUUUUGAGUUUCGGAACCUAAAAUGGGUGCCCAACUUUGAUCGUAACAGAUGGUUCCUGGUUCUUAGCAUCAAAAGGCCAGUCAACGACGAGCUCAACCAUUUGCUGCAUGCAUGUAACGAGGCUGCCCGUUCCAGUGGCCAUCCAGGUUUGUAUACCGGCACUGAGGGAGACGGUCCGAUGGAAGACCACGACUCAAAUGACAGUCUGAAAAGGAGAAAAGUCGACAAGAAUGAGCGUCGUCGCAUGGACUUCUCCAAAUACUUCCACGUCACUAUAGCUUGGAAUUUGGAGGAGCCCGACACCGAAUGGACGGGAUUGGUUGAACAGCUCGACACGACCACGUUCAUCCAGUCACCAGAGGCUGAAUUCGAUACCGUCAAGGUCAGAAUCGGAAGCGCAGUCCAUAACAUUGCCCUCUCUACCAGGAGGCUCCGUCUUAGCAAAGGUGUAGGCUUAGGCUUGGGAUGA